CUGCGGGUGAGAGUUGAAGGGUUGUGUUUUCAUCACCACAGUAAACAUGGCGGAGACAGAACAGGCGUCAGGCUCCUCCCAUGAGGAUGACAAACCUCCCAGUUCUGUCAGUUUCAACUUCAUGUUGCCAAAGAAGGAGAUCAGCAUGGUGCCUGAUAUGGGCAAAUGGAAAAGAUCACAGGCAUAUGCAGACUACAUUGGAUUCAUUCUGACCCUGAAUGAGGGAGUAAAGGGAAAGAAGCUUACAUGUGAAUACCAGGUGUCUGAGACAGUGGAGAAGUUGCUUGCUUUGUUGGGAACAUUAGAUCAGUGGAUUGAUGAGACGCCACCAGUAGACCAGCCUUCUCGCUUCGGCAAUAAAGCUUUCCGAACAUGGUAUGCCAAACUUGACCAGGAGGCAGAGGCUCUGGUUGCUGGAGUUCUGCCAGCUGAGCGUCAGGAUGCUGCUCCAGAAAUUGCCGUGUACCUCAAAGAGUCUGUGGGCAACUCCACCAGGAUUGACUAUGGCACAGGUCAUGAGGCCGCGUUUGCUGCGUUCCUCUGCUGUCUUUGUAAAGUGGGAGCUCUGCGCAUGGAGGACCAGCUGGCCAUUAUAUUUAAUGUUUUUGACAAGUAUCUGCGAGUGAUGCGCAAACUGCAGAAGACGUACAGGAUGGAGCCAGCAGGAAGUCAGGGCGUGUGGGGUCUUGACGACUUUCAGUUUCUUCCCUUCAUAUGGGGAAGCUCACAGCUUAUAGACCACCCAACCCUGGAGCCCAGACACUUUGUGGAGGAGAAGGUUGUAAACGAGUACCACCAAGACUACAUGUUUCUGGAGUGCAUUAAGUUCAUCAACGAGAUGAAAACGGGCCCUUUUGCCGAGCACUCAAAUCAGCUGUGGAACAUCAGCGCCGUUCCUUCAUGGUCCAAAGUCAAUCAGGGCCUCAUCCGAAUGUAUAAAGCAGAAUGUCUAGAAAAAUUCCCCGUCAUCCAGCAUUUCAAGUUUGGCAGCCUCCUCUCCAUCCAGCCAGUCAAGCCAUGAGAAACAACAAAACAAAUGCACACCUCUUCAGAGCACAACCAAGACCCCAACUCUGGACGAAUCUGCUUCAAUCCCAUGUUAACAAACCUUAACAUGUGCUCUCUUCACAAGAGGUGAACGAUCUUGCUCCUGUAGAUCUAUUUUCCUAAGGAGUUCAGUUUCAAACCUGCUCUAAUACAUACUUCCCAAAAUAAAGUAAGCAAACCUGUUGACCUUGAUCAUCUGGUUCAGGAGUAUUUGAGUUGAACUGAACUCCGCAGGACGGUUGAUCUCAAAAGCCCUGCUCCUCACAAUCUAUUAGUUGUGCAAAUCAAAUCCCACUUCUGAUAUUCCUCCUAAGUGAUGCAAUUUGUCUGUAUGGUUUUAUUUAUCUACCCCCCAUGCAAGCAGGAAUUUGAACUGCUCAGACACCUGCAGUGAGCAGUAAUGCACAUAUAUAUUUUCAUCUGGCAUUUCUAUUUAUUUAUGUGUAUAUAAAGAACAGCUUGUCACAGUGAACGGUUGAAGGCUUGGUUUUGGUUUAAUGGGUUUUUAUUUCCUGUGUGCAAAGAUCUGAAGCCAACGAACAAUAAUGUGUGUUUGUGAGGUUUUUUUGGAGCAUCAUUGUCUUAAAAAGCACUUCAGAAGUAACUUGCUAUUCAGUUAUCAAAGAUUGCUGAGGCGUGUUUGCUGUGAAUAGUAUUUUUUAAACUGUGUCAGACAUUAAUAAGUUGUGAACCUCUGUAGUUCUAAAGUUUUUGCUGUGCUUAUUUCUUUCAUAUUCUCUUCACUGCAAAUAGGAUGAGUAAUCGAUGUGUACAAAUGUCAAGAAAUCACUUAAAGCUAACAGUUUGGUAGCAGCCACAUGUAGCUAACACCAUAGUCUUCCAUUGCUAAAUCAAAGCAAUGAAUUGAAAUCCGGAAGUUUAUUAUUAUGCUAAAUCAGUGAAGCGUAUUUGGUUUUUAAAGUUCAUUCUGUGUAAAUAAAUGGGUUCUGUCUGCUUCAAAA
This is a messenger RNA of Danio aesculapii, 2009 nucleotides long. It is a transcript of the gene ptpa, whose product is annotated as protein phosphatase 2 phosphatase activator. Gene Ontology annotation, cellular component: cytoplasm; protein phosphatase type 2A complex; nucleus. NCBI's taxonomy places the organism in Eukaryota, Metazoa, Chordata, Actinopteri, Cypriniformes, Danionidae. The record is from RefSeq and is a predicted model, not a curated record. Gene Ontology annotation, molecular function: peptidyl-prolyl cis-trans isomerase activity; protein tyrosine phosphatase activator activity. The transcript has 10 exons. Bases 47 to 1021 code for a protein of 324 amino acids. Gene Ontology annotation, biological process: mitotic spindle organization.